This is a messenger RNA of Penicillium olsonii, 1380 nucleotides long. NCBI's taxonomy places the organism in Eukaryota, Fungi, Ascomycota, Eurotiomycetes, Eurotiales, Aspergillaceae. The record is from the annotation of a GenBank genome assembly.
AUGAAGGUUACUGGCCCUGUUCCAAUCGCGGCUUUCAUGCGCCAGGUUUUAACCUCUCCCGAUGGCGGCUACUACACAACUCGAGGCGAAGGUGGAGGCGUAUUUGGAAAGAAUGGCGAUUUCGUCACGUCGCCCGAGAUCUCUCAGGUCUUCGGCGAGCUGAUUGGUAUAUGGACUGUGGCAGAGUGGAUGGCGCAGGGGCGCACAAGGAGCGGAGUUCAAUUGAUGGAGGUUGGUCCCGGAAAGGGAACAUUGAUGGACGAUAUGCUGCGGACAUUCCGCAAUUUCAAGAGCUUCUCCUCGAGCGUGGAGGCUAUUUAUCUUGUCGAAGCUAGCGGGACGCUCCGGGAAGUGCAGAAACGUCUGCUCUGCGGCGAGGAGGCCGCGAUGGAAGAGACUGAUAUCGGCCACCGCAGUAAAUGCAAGUACUUCGAUGUGCCCAUUGUGUGGGUUGAAGAUAUUCGUCUUCUGCCGCAAGAGGAGGGAAAGACGCCGUUCAUCUUCGCACAUGAAUUCUUCGAUGCACUUCCAAUCCAUGCAUUCGAGUCUGUCCCACCAGCUCCGGAAAACCAGCAGACAGAUGAGCCGCGAAAGAUCAUGACUCCAACUGGCCCGGCAGAACUGCACAAUCCACCCAAGGCCGCGAACACACCACAAUGGCGCGAGCUCAUGGUGACAUUAAACCCAAAGGCCGUCGAGGAAAAUAUCGCAGGAGAGCCUGAGUUCCAAUUAACGAAAGCCAAGGCCUCCACCCCUUCGUCACUGGUGAUCCCGGAGAUUUCCCAGCGUUACCGAGCGCUCAAGUCGCAGGCAGGUUCGACCAUUGAAAUCAGUCCAGAGAGCCGGAUCUAUGCUGCAGACUUCGCACGCCGCAUUGGUGGCGGGGCCUCUACCGCGAAUGCUUUGAAAAAGAAUCCUGCUUCUAACACUGUUGCCCCAUCCAACAAGAAAACACCCUCUGGAGCAGCUCUUAUCAUGGACUACGGAACCUUGUCAACCAUUCCCAUCAACUCGCUUCGAGGAAUCAAGAGCCACGAGAAGGUGGCGCCACUCUCAGAGCCAGGACGGGUGGAUGUUAGUGCAGAUGUCGAUUUCACAUCGCUGGCCGAAGCAGCCAUUGAAGGUAGUGAUGGCGUUGAGGUCCACGGUCCUGUUGAGCAGGGCGAUUUCCUCGGUGCUAUGGGAAUUGAAGAGCGUAUGCGCCAACUUCUUCGUAAGGUGCCAGACGAGGAGCACAGAAAGACGCUAGAGACCGGCUGGAAGCGUCUUGUGGAGAAGCAUGCCGGGUCUAUGGGUCAAAUUUACAAGGUCAUGGCAAUUUUGCCUGAGAAUGGUGGCAAGCGACGGCCUGUUGGAUUCGGAGGGGGCAUCUCCAUGUAG